This is a messenger RNA of Sphaeroforma arctica JP610, 358 nucleotides long. RefSeq lists its product as hypothetical. The record is from RefSeq and is a predicted model, not a curated record. Gene Ontology annotation, molecular function: protein binding. NCBI's taxonomy places the organism in Eukaryota, Ichthyosporea, Ichthyophonida. The transcript is spliced from 3 exons. The annotation marks the transcript as partial.
AUGGAUUCCUACUUACCAGUGCUAAUCACCCACUCGGGCUCUGCCGCCCGCGUGGAGCGUAGCUUCAAGGAGGAGCUCACAGUUGGUGAGCUCAAGAACAAGCUGGAACUUAUCACUGGUGUACAAACCACGAGUGAUGGCGUUGAUUACCUUCCAGCAAAAUUCCCAGCCUCAACGCCGAACGGAAGCGUUGCGUUUGAUUUAACUGAAUUGGCCAAGGUGGUACAAUGGGUGAAAGUCAAGCUACAAAGCACACGGUUCGAUGGCGAUCUCGGUAGGGUGAGCACCGGCAUCUCAGCCAGACCUGAGUAUAUUCAGCCGGAGUAUACUGUUAUGCCGGAGCCGAUUGUGGAUAGGG